This is a messenger RNA of Exaiptasia diaphana, 2653 nucleotides long. RefSeq names its product cleft lip and palate transmembrane protein 1 homolog. Lineage: Eukaryota; Metazoa; Cnidaria; Anthozoa; Actiniaria; Aiptasiidae. Gene Ontology annotation, cellular component: membrane; endomembrane system. The transcript is spliced from 13 exons. Bases 9 to 1847 code for a protein of 612 amino acids. The record is from RefSeq and is a predicted model, not a curated record.
UAUUCAAGAUGGCGAACUCAAACGAAGGGAACCAAGCAGAGUCCGAAGCUUCUCGCUCAACUGUCGCUUCAACGGAGAAUAAUUCAACUGAUCAACAACCACAACAGCAACAGGAAUCUCCAUGGAARGGAAUUCUAUUUCGGAUWUUUAUUUUUUGGUUUAUAUCGAAUUUGUUUCGAGGAAGGCAACAGCCGAGUUCACAGCAAGGUCCCUCGUUUAAGCCAGCCACUAACCUGUUUAAACCUCGGGAUUAUAUGGACCUCUAUGUUUAUGUGUCUGAAGAUGAUUUCAUGAAACCAGCAGAYUUCGAUGACCCCAGUUUGUUAGUCUGGACUCAAAAAGGUCUUCAAUUUGGAAACUGGUCAACUGGUGAAAAUGGUGAUGGUAGCUUUACCUUCAGUACAAAAUUGACAGCAUCUGAGCAAUUAAUGAACAAUGGAUCAUUAUAUGCACAUGUGUUUAUCACAAGACARCAUAAGUCACCCAAUCCGAAAUCUCCGCACUAUAAAAGACUAGAAGUUGUAAAUAGAACCAAGCAAUUGACUGCUUUCAAGAAAAGAAGAAUUAGUAAAACUGUGAAUCUAUUGUCCGGCAAGAUUGAUCCUGAGGCAAUAAAGGCUGCUGAAAUCAAAUCACAAGAAAUCAUAAAUUACUGGCAUCCGAAUCUUACAAUCAACGUGAUGGAUGACCAAACUCCAUGGACCCCUGGUGCAGUUCCACCACCUAUGGAUGAAUUUAUAAUUUUUGACAACAUCACCAAUUCCUACUUCCCCUUGCUGUACUUGAACAGCUACUGGAACCUACAAAGUGACUACAUGCCUAUUAAUGAGACAACUCCAGAGCUUGACUUGCAUCUAACUUACUCUCCAAUAUCAUUGUUCAAAUGGCAAAUGUAUGAGUCGCAGAGGGUACGUCARAAGUGGUUCUCAGUGCUUGGUGAUGACAUGCAACAAACUGAUGAGGAACAAGACACUCUCAAGAGGACCAUGGUUGAAACAAACCCCUACCUGCUGGGAAUAACUAUAGUUGUCUCUUUGAUUCAUACUGUAUUUGAAUUCCUUGCUUUUAAAAAUGAUAUUCAGUUUUGGAGAAGCCGUAAGACUCUUGAGGGUCUGUCAGUUAGAUCAGUGUUCUUCAACGUUUUCCAGUCAGUUGUGGUACUCUUGUAUGUCUUUGACAAUGACACCAACACCAUGGUCAUCAUAAGCUGUUUUAUUGGACUCUUGAUUGAAAUAUGGAAGAUAAACAAAGUUGUUGAUGUCAAGUUUGAAAGAGAAAACCGUGUGCUGGGAAUCCUUCCACGUAUAAAGUUUACAGACAAGGAGAGUUAUAUACAGUCAUCAACAAGGAUAUACGAUGAGAUGGCUUUCAAGUAUUUAUCUUGGUUAUUGUUUCCUCUGCUGUUAUGUUAUGCUGUAUAUUCRUUGUUAUACCUGGAGCACAAGGGCUGGUAUUCAUGGGUUCUGAGYAUGCUCUAUGGCUUCCUCCUUACAUUUGGAUUUAUCACCAUGACACCUCAGUUAUUCAUCAAUUAUAAACUCAAGUCAGUAGCACAUUUGCCAUGGCGCAUGAUGACUUACAAAGCUCUAAACACCUUCAUYGACGACUUGUUUGCUUUUGUGAUUAAAAUGCCAAUGAUGUACAGAAUUGGGUGCUUUAGAGAUGAUAUUGUGUUCUUUAUCUUCCUCUAUCAACGCUGGAUAUAUAAAAUUGAUCCCAAGAGAGUGAAUGAAUUUGGUGUUUCUGGUGAAGACCUUGCCAAUGGUGGUCCUGUAGAAGAGACCAAGCAAGAUGGUGAAAAAGCAAACACCAGUGAAACGCCACCAUCAGACAAAAAGAAUGAUUAAUGAUAAAUAUUAUUGAUUAAAUAGUCUCCUUCAUGGUUCCCUGAGCCAUCUUGAAAGGUAGCCGUGCCUUUGAAUCGAAGCGAGACAACUGUUGAGGGUGCAAUGAUGGAAACCUUCUUUCACACCUACAGACAAUUAUUCACAGGUAUCUAUCAUUAGGGAGGCACAGCCACCUUUCAAGAUGAUGCAGGUAUCCAAAAAGGAGACUAUUCUUGGGAAAAUGUUUAAAAGUAAAGCUUUCUGCUGKCCUGCCUGUGCAAUACAGAAUAAUAGAGUGGUUCCACCAUAAAGAAUGUGAAAAAUGUAUGCUGAACUACCUAGCAUGCCACAAAUUGCUCGAAAUCCAUUAUUUUGCAUUUAUGUUGGACCAUUAAGGGUUUGGCAACCAACAUAAUAAAAGCAAAUUAUGAUUCAUAAAAAAAUUAAGCAGUAGGUGGUAUUAGGAGAAAAGGUUUAAAUUGUGCUUAGGACUAGUUUUAUGGGAUCAGGGAUCAAAGCUUGAAAAUGGGAUCACAAAGUAGACUGUUUGAGGACUAGAGAGAUCAAACAUGUUUAGGAUGCUAAUAAUCUGCAAUAAUCUUCAUAAAUACGAGCCAUAUUGUUCAUCACAUUUUAUGCAGAGUGUCUAUUUGUUUUAKUUCUUUAUUUAUUCUUAUUAUACAGACUGUUCUUAAAUAAUUGACAAUUUAUCAUAAAAUAUUCAAGACUAAUUUUACAAUCUGUUGUGAUUGGCUAUCAAAGACAUGAAUGUCUUGCCCUCUGCUCUUAAAAGACAAUUGUUUUAAUAAAGUGUAAUAAAACAACCA